Molecule: messenger RNA, 4786 nt
Organism: Fundulus heteroclitus (mummichog)
Lineage: Eukaryota; Metazoa; Chordata; Actinopteri; Cyprinodontiformes; Fundulidae
Product: protein kinase C and casein kinase substrate in neurons protein 1
Exons: 11
Coding region: 319-1638 (439 amino acids)
Biological process (GO): neuron projection morphogenesis; positive regulation of dendrite development; plasma membrane tubulation
Cellular component (GO): endosome; cytoplasm; plasma membrane
Molecular function (GO): protein binding; phospholipid binding
Source: RefSeq, a predicted model, not a curated record
CCUCCAACGCGCGCCUGUGCCGUGGAGCUCCCCCCUUGCUGCGUGCAUCGUGAUCUCGUGGAUGCAGAGUCUUGCAGAGAACGCAGGGUCACCUUCUGUCGUACUGCAAGGGGAAAAUACGGUCUGAUUCGCAGCAGAUACUACUGGGCGGCAGCAGAAGCAGCAGCAGCAUCCCCGGUGAUCUCCUGCAGGGGACCAACAGCUCUCUUCAAAGUUUAUGGAAACCUGACCUCCCAUUGGUGGAGAAGUGCAUGAGGAACCCAGGUCUCCUGCAGAGGACAGGUUUAGUCAUUAGAGCGCUUUGCCACAUCCAGGAAAAUGUCUGGCUCCUACGAUGAAUCUGCAGGUGCUGACGACACCAUGGACAGCUUCUGGGAGGUGGGGAACUACAAACGUGCUGUCAAGAGAGUUGACGAUGGCCAUCGGCUCUGCAACGAUCUUAUGGGCUGCCUGCAAGAACGUGCCAAGAUAGAAAAGUCUUAUGGUGAUCAGCUAACUGCGUGGUCCAAGAGAUGGAGACAACUUAUUGAAAAAGGUCCACAGUACGGCUCCGUGGAGAGAGCCUGGCUCGCGGUCAUGACAGAGGCGGAGAGAGUGAGUGAGCUGCACCAAGAUGUGAAGAACAACCUGAUGAACGAAGACGUUGAGAAAGUCAAGAACUGGCAGAAGGAGGCAUAUCAUAAGCAAAUGAUCGGAGGUUUCAAGGAGGCCAAGGAAGCAGACGAAGGCUUCAAAAAGGCUCAGAAACCGUGGGCCAAAAAGCUCAAAGAGAUGGAGGCAGCUAAGAAAACAUACCAUAUGGCCUGCAAGGAGGAGAGGCUGGCUGCAGCCCGAGAGGCGAAUGGCAAGACUGAGGCUUCUGUCACACCAGACCAGCAGAAAAAACUUCACGAGAAAGUGGACAAAUGCAAACAGGACAUGCAAAAGGCUAAAGAGAAGUAUGAGAAGUCCUUGGAUGAGCUAAACAAGUGCACUCCUCAGUACAUGGAGAGCAUGGAGCAGGUGUUUGACCAGUGCCAGCAGCAUGAAGUCAAGAGGCUAACUUUCCUCAAGGAGGCCUUGUUGGACAUAAAACGCCAUCUUAACCUCACUGAGGGCCAAAGCUAUAUCGCAAUAUACAGAGAACUGGAGCGCACGAUUCAGGCCAUAAGCACACAAGAGGACCUGAGGUGGUUCAGCAAUAAUCACGGCCCAGGGAUGCCCAUGAACUGGCCUGCAUUCGAGGAGUACAACCCAGACCAGGCAGCUGCUCCUCCAAAGAAGAAGAAACCAGAUGGAGCCCCACCCACUCCAAGCACUGACCAUGUGGCUCCCCCUGGUGAUCGUAGCAGCGUGAGCAGCUAUGAAAAGAACCAAGCUUAUUCGACCGAGUGGUCCGACGACGAGCAGCCUGCUGCGUACUCCGGCAACGAGAACGGCGGGAACAGGAACUCGUUUGAGGACGACACCAUCUCUGCGAAAGGCGUGCGCGUGCGCGCCCUCUAUGACUACGAUGGCCAGGAGCAGGAUGAGCUCACCUUCAAAGCAGGUGACGAAUUUACUAAGACGGAGGACGAAGACGAGCAAGGCUGGUGUAGAGGUCGUAUGGACAACGGCCAGGAGGGACUGUACCCGGCCAAUUACGUGGAGCCAAUCUAGUCACGUGACCGGACAGAGACAUGCCGCUGGAGGCAGCUUGAACCGUCCCGUCUAACUGUACCGCACAUAGCCAGAGACUUAAGAGCAACACAUCCUUUGCCCAACAGAUGCGCCAAGCUGUCUUGCCUAACUAAAACUUAGUAACCUAAAAAGACACUAUAUCAGUAUAGUAUAUUUUAUCCAGCAUUUGGGGGUGGGUGAAGGUGACACAUUCAAAAAAAAAUAAAAAAAAUAAACAGCAGAUGUACUAUUGUAUACACGCUCAACUCAAACAUGAAGACAGUGCAGGAACACAUUGCUUCUCAGUGUGGCUGUGUUUAAUAUACGACACAGCUUAUUAUUAACUCACAGUGUACUGCAGCGUGUUCUCCUGAAGGGAAGACAGUAUAAUCCGUUUUACUCAUUUAACAAAGAUGAGCUUCUCUAACCUGCGUUGUGUAUAUACAGUGUUAUGCCAUUUUGUGUAGCAUUUUUAAUGCUGUGUAUGUCAUUCUUACAACGGGAAUGCUGUGUAGUGUUGACAGUACCACAGACUGUAUCCUUUUUUUUUUUUUGUUUGUUUGUUUGUUUCCUUUUCCUUUUUUCUUUGGAAUUCUGUCCGGCCUCCGUUCCAGUGUGUGCAGUGCUAUGUGUUUUUCGAACUGUUUCUGAACUUGCAUAGCAGCAUGUGCUAUGCAAAGAGUUACAUUCUCCCUCCCCGAGUCCCUGCAGCCUCGUCACGGCUACAGCCUGAUGCAACACUUCAACCACAAAUGCAGCAUUUACAUGCUUCUGGACAUGCAUGUGCUCCUGGUUUCACAAGAGAAGGCUUCUCGAUGAACCGACCUCACGUCUGCUUUUCUUUCGACUCCCCUUUUUUUUCCCUCCUGUCCCUGUAAAUCCUUUUGACUGUAUCAUCCUCAUGCAAAUCCAUGGAAAGGAUUUACAUAUUUUUUUUUUUAUUUUUUUUUGCAGAAGCCUUCAUUCACGCUUCAGCAAAUCAGGGUUUCACGUUAAUUAAACUGUGCUAACGAGACGUACAGGCAUUACUUCAGAGCGAAGUUGGAUCAAGUCAUCUUGAGCUUGAGACUGCAUUGUAGGAGGGAUGCCUUGAACAAUACACGUGCCUGGGACUCUUUUCCAGAGCAAAGGGCGUACGGAUGCAUGUCAGUUAUAACUGUGUAAUAGACGUCUGUCUAAAGAUUGACCCCUACUCUAACAGGACAUGAAUGUACCAGUGAUUGGGCUUUAAAGGGGGUAAGAUGUCUAAAUCUUUUCACUGGCAUAAGGCGGUAGUUAUAUGGCCCUUCCCCAGCUGAGCCAAAGAUUGAUCCAUCACCACUCACUCUAUACACGAAUGGCACAUAUCUCGUGAAGCAUAUUCAUCAAAUUAGUUUUUGCUUCCCAGCCCAAACAAACUUCCCUUUGUCUGCAAAACCUGCUCAGUGACUUAAAGAAGACGUCAGCGGUGCACUGCAUGGACUCACUGCAGCAUAUGGUUAUUUUUUUUUUGAUCGUUAUUAUUCUUUCUAGGAAUUAUAGUACCUAGUUUAAGUAUUCAUACAACUUGAACUUCUUUUUUCACGUUACAAACAGAUAUUUUAAAAAAAAUUUAUGUGGAUUUUAAAGACAACAAUUAGCGCGGAAUAAGAAAAAAAAAAAAAAUUGUUGUACGCCCAUAAGGGUUGCAUGCACAUGUUUUCAACGCCCCCCUGAGACAAUAUUUAAAGAACCAGUUUUUUCCUGGAAUUAAGGUACAAGUUUUUGGGGGCAUUUUUCAUUCAGCUUUGCAAGUGACGUCCACAGUUUUUGCUUAAUCUUCUUUGCAAAAUAGCUAAAAAGAAAUAAUAUUUACAUUUUUUGCACAGAUUCUCGGUAGGUCUGCAUUUUCACUCUGCCCUCAUAGCACUUGAAUAUGCUCUGAUCCAAACCAUCCAUUGUAGCUGUGGCUGUAUGCGUAGUGUUGGGAGGUCAGCCGUCACCCUAGUUUCAAGUCUUCUGCAGCUUCCAACAGGUUUUCUUCCAGUUUUCCCCUGUAUUUAUCUCACUUCAUCUCACUAUCGACACUUACUUCUUUCCCUGCUCCUGAUGAGGACGAGCAGCCACACAGCAUGACGCUGCUACUGUCGGUUUUCGCCGUGGCGAAGGCGUGUUCGGCUGGGAGUGUUUCCGCCAAACAUUGGGUUCUGCACACAGAAGCAGUGGUUCGGUUUUUGGCCAUAUCUGACCAAAGCAAGGCCUGAACACAUAUGUAUGCCAGAUUCUUUGGAUUAUUAUCUGCAAAAACACAUUGGAGUUUUUAGUUGAAACUUGGAAAAAAAAAGUGAAAAUGUUUAGGUGGUAUGAAUACUCAUGCAAGGCACAGUAUUUUAUUAUGAUUUUUUUUUUAUAACUACUUCUAUUAUUUUUAUUGAAUUAUAUUUAUCACAUGUUGAUUGGUGGGUUUUGUUAACUCAGUUCAGAUCAAAUGUGGGUGUAUUUUUUUUUUUCUUUUUUUUUUUUGCAGCAUAAUCAUAAAGGUCACUGGAUUAACAGUGAUUGGAGGUAUUUAGCUCUGGAUUUGGAAACGUCUCACACACGAGGACGAAACACAUCACCAGCUCACAAGGUGCGUCUUAGAGUGCAGCGUGUCCAGCAGGUUAAAAAUGGCUCCUGCCGUCAAAACUCUCCCACUUUCCUCAACGCAGACACAUAAUACACAAAGACACGGGUGGCAGACUCACAAUAUACACAAUAUCUGCAAGUUCAGACUCCUUAUCUAUGAUUCCAGGUGAAACACUUUGGGGUAAAACAUCUGUAUCAUCCAGUGUGUAUGAGUUGUGUAAAUGUUAUACAAAGUUGUAACAAAACAAGCAAAAAAAAAAAAAAUGCAAAAAAAAAAAAUGCAAGUGAUUGACUAUUAAGACAAAAUGUAGUGUUAUACAUGUAAAUGUGUUUCAUUAAAUGACAGCAAUGGAAAAACGUAUUAAGUAAUAGGUACCAUAUCGUAUGAAUCUUAUUGCAAUGAAACUGUCAGUGUAUCAUAAAAGCGUGACGUUAUCCCACGCUGUCAGAUUUGUACAUGAUGAUGUAAUUUAAAGAUUAUAUUCUAUUGUAACUGUACAACUGUGUUGAGUUGAAAAUGAGACCUAACUAUGUUGAGACAGUAAAAAAAAGGUGUACAUGUAAA